Molecule: messenger RNA, 2247 nt
Organism: Penicillium pulvis
Lineage: Eukaryota; Fungi; Ascomycota; Eurotiomycetes; Eurotiales; Aspergillaceae
Product: CoA-transferase family III
Exons: 1
Coding region: 1-2247 (748 amino acids)
Molecular function (GO): catalytic activity
Source: RefSeq, a predicted model, not a curated record
AUGACCACAAUGUUCCUCGCGGACUAUGGCGCCGAUGUGAUUCACAUUGAUCCGCCCUCCGGCCCGCCAUGGCGCCACUCUGCAAACGCUGCCCUGCAUCGAGGAAAGAGAUACAUCCGUCUGGACCUGAAAACGGAAGAAGGGCUCUCACAGGCGAGGCGGCUGAUGACUAGUGCCGACAUCAUCGUCGAGAACUUUCGACCCGGGGUGAUGAGAAAACUUGGACUCGACCCCGAGGUUGCUAUUGAAUCAAACCCCGGCCUCGUAUGGUGUUCGAUGCCAGGGUUUCCUUCGGACGACCCUCGCGCUUCAAUGCAAGCAUGGGAAGGCAUCGUCUGCGCCGCGGUCGGGCUCUAUCCUUCACUGGGCUUCGGAGCCGGGGGUGGCGAAGGGGACCCCGUGUUUACGGCCUUGCCCCUCGCUUCAAAUUACGCAGCCUUCCUCGCAGCUCACAGGAUCGUUGCGGCAUUGCGCACGCGGCAGCGAUUUGGUCGAGGAGAAGUAAUGGAGGUCUCCUUGUUCGAGGCUGGCUUUCAAGGUCUUGGCUUUGGCGCCGAAGACCCCCCGUCUCGCACCUUAUCAAAUACUCUCGUGGUUAAGAUGCCGGCCGCUAUGGGUGUCCGAAAGGCAGGAGACAAUAAUUAUGUCUAUAUAGAUUCCCCAUUGCGAGGCUUGCAGCGACUCUUGAAUAAGUUUCUUCCGGGGCGGGACAUCAGAUCAAUGCAUAAAGUCGAGAUACUUGAAUUGUCGGACGACUUGAACAAAUUGCUGUCAGCGAAGCCAGCUCGUGAGUGGGAGCAGCUCUGUCAAGAAGAACUCGAGGGUGCGCUUGGAUUGGCUCAGCCGGUUUCAGCAUGGUUGGAAGACAAGCAUGCUCUUGAUAGCGAGUGCGUUAUCCAGGUUGAAGACUGUGAAUAUGGCGAAACAUUUCAAGCCGGCUUUGCUACGCGCCUAAGUGUCAGCCGGCCCUUCGUCCGCGGUGGGCGUCAUUCCGAGCCUCUGCCAGGAGGAGAACAGAUCGAAUGGCUUGAACCUCAGAUGGAGCGACCAGUAAUCGACGUUGUCGCACCCACGCCGCCGCUUGCGGGGUUGCGCGUUCUGGAUCUGUCGACGCUGUUGGCUGGACCGACAACCGCCAGGAUACUCGUUCAGCAUGGUGCAGAAGUCAUUAAGAUUGACCGCCCGGGCAUCAUCACCGGCGAUGUCGACCCUCUCACUGAUGACGAGGUCGCGUUUAUUGGCGCCAGAACCGUUAGCGCGGGAAAGCGCAUGAUGUUCUUGGAUUUGAAGAGCCUAAAAGGACGCGAUAUUCUCGCUGCGCUGAUUGCUAAAUCAGAUGUAGUACAUCACAACUUCACGCCUAAGGCCGCAUUACGAUUGGGAGUUGACGAGCAGAGUGUGCGUGGAAUCAAUCCCUCAAUCAUCAUGUCCACGAUGUCUCUUCAUUCGUAUGGCGGCUUUCGAGAAGCGUAUCGCGGACACGACAUGUUAGGACAGAUGGUGACGGGCAUGGCGCACCGUCAUGGGGGAACUGCGGGGCCUCAGAUCCAGUCCACCUAUCUGAACGAUAAUGCGGCCGGCCACCUCAACGCCUUCGGCAUAAUCUUGGCCUUGCUACACCGCGAUGCAACCGGUCAGGGGCAGGCGGUCAACGCGUCGCUGUCACGUACGGCAACUUUGCAUCAACUUCCAUACAUGAUGAAGUAUGCUGGAUGGACUGGGGACGAGCCGAGUGGACCGGGCAGUCCAGGCUGGAACGAAUUCGACCGUCUUUAUAAGGCGCGGGACGGAUGGUUCUAUUUGGCGGAAGGUCACGAGAAAGGGCGCCAGCUUCUUGAAGCUCAAUCGGGGUUUGAGAAACUUGCGACUGUGCCAGCCCGGGACGUUGCGAUCUGGCUGGAGGCGAAGUUCGAACGCAUAUGUGUGGCUGAUUGCAUAGCCAUCCUCCUCCAGGCCGGGCUAAGCGCUCACCGUUAUUGCGGCCUCCAGGAGCUCGCUGGUGAUGUUGAGGUUGUGCGCAAUAACCUGCUCCCGACGAUCCACCACCAGGGUCUAGGACUUGCGCGUGGCAUUGGCCUUCCAGUGUAUAGCAGCGUCGAUCGUGAAAAAUCGCUCUUGAAAGCACGCCGUCCGGGAUCAGACACUAUCAAUGUCCUUAUCGAGCACGGUUUUGCAGACGAAAUCGACCAUUUAUUGAUGGAUAGAAUUAUUGCUACUGAUGAAGCGAAUAUUCUGAACAUGGUUUAG